AUGUAUAUAGCCCGAUAUAUGACAGAAGGGAGUCGGGGGGCCAUUAAAGACAAGACUGGAUUACGGCAUCCAAUUGUCAAACUAUGCGGUUAUAGCAAGAGUUGUGUUCAGAUUCAGUGUUUCAUUGGACACGACAAACAGUUGGGUUCUUCACAUCUCUUCUAUCAGGCGUCGAAGAUAUCGGGAAAGAACUCAACGCGUUGUAAGAUUAAGAGAGUCGACGGAACCUCCGUUAUCAUAAUGGAGGCCUCGCCUCAUAACGAUAUGCAAGUGACCGUCGAUUGUGUCGGCAUUCUUAAGGAGCGUAAUGUAGACGUUGAGCAAAAGUUGGCAAAUCUCAAGAACCGAACCGAUGGCGACGAUAGCGAUGCGCUUCCCAUUAAAAAGCGUUCGCCUCGUUGUCGACUCGUAUUCAGUGCGCAAAUUCCCGAUACAAAUGAGAUUUUACAAGUUGUCAGUUCUCCUAUUCUCUGUACUCAACCGUUAGGAACGCCUGAAAUAUGCAAGAAAUCGUGUCAUUCAAAAGGCGGAUCAGAGCUCUUCAUUAUCGGCAAAAACUUUUUAAAAGACGCAAAAGUCGUUUGGAAGGGAAGAGAUUGGACUAAAGUUGUCGAACCGGACAAAGAAUAUUUACAUUCCACACAUUUGGUUUGCGUUAUCCCAUCCUAUGACGGACCAGAGCCUAAGACUCAAAAUUCAAUUGACGUCUCAUUAAGUAUCAAAAGUGGCGGUAAAUACUCGGACGCUCACAGAUUCACGUUUACUAACUCUGAAAGUGACUACUUUUAUCGAUCACUUCUUCAAAACAGCUUUGGACGUCAAGAGAUGUGCUUUUGA
Medioppia subpectinata is the source of this 837-nucleotide messenger RNA. The record is from the annotation of a GenBank genome assembly. NCBI's taxonomy places the organism in Eukaryota, Metazoa, Arthropoda, Arachnida, Sarcoptiformes, Oppiidae.